UUUCCUUCCCUCCCUCUCUUCGUCCGUCCUCUGUGUGUUCGCCUAUCCUUCUCUGUCUCUCCUCUUUCCUUUCCUUGCUUUCUUUGGUUUUUUCUGCAAUCAUGAGACAGGCACCGACAGCCCGAAAGGUACUCUUGCUUUCUCUGGUCCUGCUGCCGGGUUGCCAGGGCAAUGGUGGCAGCAGGCGGUGGGGGUGGGGGCUGAUCAACUUCAUCUGUCUACCUGGUUGGGGGAGGAGGGUGAGGAUGGAGGUGGGGGGCAGGGAGAGGUAUGUGUCACUACCAUGCCCCACGCCCUGGGCAUUUGCUCCCUGCCCUGCCUCCUUUUGGCGCUGACUGAGUCCCUGUUCUAGUCCUUGUACCCAGUGGCCUCAAAGGCUUGGGCUUCAGGCAGCCUCUGCUGCAAACUGGCUCUGGGAGUUCCCUGUGGUAGACCGUAGGGAAGCAGGCUCAAGUGUCCCACUGCCUCUAGCAGGCCUACUUAUCCCACUCAGCCUUUGCUGGAAUGCCUGUUGGUUGUUUUCCCAGCAUCUCCCUUCCCCCCAGGUUUGUAUCAGGGUGGUUUCCCAGGGUAAGAUAGAGACCCUAGAAUAGUUUUUGACAAACAGCUAUGGAAGCUUAGUCCAGAGAAGGAGGGUUAGGGAUUGGUCUCCUUGGGCUUAGUUACACAUAUAUCCUGAAAACAGGGCCCAAGCGGUAUCUUGUCUUUGCCAGAGCAGUGAGACACUGGGUAUCAAGAACACUGUUUGUGAGUUGGUGUUAGUUGUCCAUUUACCACUUUGCAGUAACCCGAAGGGUUCCUGAAUUUGAUAUAAAGGCAACAGUUUCUCUCUGCUGCUGCCCACCCCCACCUCCUUUGGUAGAGCUGGGUGGGGUUACUUUGCUGAGCUCUGGGCUUCUGCUAAUGCAAUAUUCAGAGGCCUGACACCUGAGCCCUCUGCUCUAGGGAUGGGGAUUACUGCAGGGUAUGGUCCUGGGAAAAGGGGAUUGGGGGAAGGGAGGGCAGCGGCUUUGUUCUGUCUUAGGGACCUGAUCUCCCACUUCUAGACUAUAGGACUCUUGCUAUAUCGGGUUUCUAGGGAGUCCUCUGUGGAGUUCAAUACUUAAAGGAAGAAGCUGACCUGGGAAAGUCCUUGGGAGUGGUGGCUGGGUGGGGUCUCUGACUCUGGACUGGAAUAGAAGGAUGGUCUCUGGAGACCCUCUCACCAGCUGCUGACUCUGGUCUCCUGUGGCUCAGCCUAGGAGACCAACUUCUGGGAUUCCCAGGGGAUCUGAAGGAAUGAGGCCUGCCAGGGUUGGGCAAAAGUGGGGGCAGGAACUAAGAGGAACAGGAGUUCUGGGAUUCUGGAGUAGGAACACAGUGACUCACUGGAGGGAAAAGGGGAUGGGAUGGGGGGCAGGGGAGUGGCUAACUAGCCCCAUCCUUGUUACUUCUUCUGCUCUCAUUGCUGUCCCUUUUGCUGUCUGUCUUUCUGCCAUUAUCCUUUCUUUCCUGACUACUUCUCCUCUGGCUCCUGUUGCCUGUCCAGACCACAACUCGGCGGCCCAAGGUGAGAAAAAACAGGCCCCUGGGCAGGCACUGCUAAGUGUACAUCUUAGGCAUUUGCAUGUAUGUGGGCAUAUGUAUGAUCAAGUAAUGGUUGGUUACAGUGCAUCCUAGGUUUUUUUAAGGGGAAAGGGGGGUUGGGGUAAUAGCAGGUCUCUCCAGGGGAAGUGACUUUUGGUUCUUAGGAGGUUUUCUAAGCCAGUACCUUGAAUACAGAAGAGAAUGAGUGAGGUCAUGGGUUAAAGCAGGCUUUCUUGAACAAGGAAAUUUUGACCAGGUUUGAGGGGAGGGAUUGGAAGAAAGGUGAAGAACUUGGCAGGGUAAAAUGUCAGAGGGAAAGGAGGUAAGUGUGUUUGUGAAAGGCUUUGGGUGGGGGUGUCUGGGAUAGCACAUGGUCUCUGAGUGUCAGCUCACUAGAAGAGCUUCCAGGGUCAGCACUGCUAGGGAGGGUGCCAGGCCCGCAGGCUUCAAGGCAGCUCCUCCCACAUCCCAUGGGGCCUAGGUACUGUUUCUUGAUUGGAGCUCUUUUGUCUUAGGGGAGGGAGAAGAUGGAAGGGUUGUUUCAAGUGGGAGUCAAGGCUUACAACUUUCACCUUGGCCUUUUUAUCUGCAGGAUACCUUGAAAUAGACCAAAGGAGUUAGAUUCAGCUUGACUCCCAAAGAACAGAAAGGGCCCUAGCAGGGGUAGAGAGCCUGGCACCCCUUUUAGCCCAGCCUUCUCUGGGAACAUGAAUGUUAGAGAACAAAGUCUAAUCUGUUCUUUUUCUCUAGGAAUGACAUUGUUGUGGUAUUUUUUUCCCCCUGGGGGAGGAGGGAACAGAUCUGGAGCCAGGAUGGGACUGGGAGUAUUAAGAAAUUGCUAGAAUGAUCAUAAAUGGGUCACAGAGGGGAGUUCUGGGGAGUAAGGGAUUCUGCUCUCAAGGGCAGUGCCAGAGCUGGGAGGAAUGUGGGGUCAGUGCCAAGGGAGGAGCCUUAUAAUCUUAUAUCUUCCCCCAUCCUUUCCUCCCUCACUUCCUUCUCCUUCUGUCCUUUGUCACUCUCUUUUUCUGACUCUCUAUCAUUUUCCCUCUCCCUUUCACUUUCUCCAUUAUCACUGUGCUUUGAUACUCUUUGCUUUCUUCCUUCUCUGUCUUCUUCACUUGCCAUAUUCUCAUAUUCUGUCUCUCUACCCUUUACCACCCUUUUUUUAUUCUCUUUCUGAUCUGUUCCUAUACUCUCUGAAUAGCCCACCCGCCCAGCCAGUACUGGGGUGUCUGGGGCCAGUAGCUCUCUGGGUCCCUCUGGCUCAGCAUCAGCAGGUGAGCUGAGCAGCAGUGAGCCCAGCACUCCAGCUCAGACUCCGCUGGCAGCACCCAUCAUUCCCACACCGGUCCUCACCUCUCCUGGAGCAGUCCCCCCACUUCCUUCUCCUUCCAAGGAGGAGGAGGGACUGAGGGCUCAGGUGCGGGACCUGGAGGAGAAACUGGAGACUUUGCGUCUGAAACGGGCGGAAGACAAGGCAAAGCUUAAAGAGCUGGAGAAACACAAGAUCCAGCUGGAGCAGGUGCAGGAAUGGAAGAGCAAAAUGCAGGAGCAGCAGGCAGACUUGCAGCGGCGUCUCAAGGAGGCGCGGAAGGAAGCCAAGGAGGCCCUGGAGGCAAAGGAACGCUACAUGGAGGAGAUGGCUGACACUGCUGAUGCCAUUGAGAUGGCCACUCUGGACAAGGAGAUGGCUGAAGAGCGGGCCGAGUCUCUGCAGCAGGAGGUGGAGGCACUGAAGGAGCGUGUGGAUGAGCUCACCACUGACUUGGAGAUCCUCAAGGCUGAGAUUGAAGAGAAGGGCUCAGAUGGGGCUGCAUCCAGUUAUCAGCUCAAACAGCUCGAGGAGCAGAAUGCCCGCCUGAAGGAUGCCCUGGUGAGGAUGCGGGAUCUUUCUUCCUCAGAGAAACAAGAGCAUGUGAAGCUCCAGAAGCUCAUGGAAAAGAAGAACCAAGAGCUGGAAGUUGUCAGACAACAGCGGGAGCGUCUGCAGGAGGAGCUGAACCAGGCAGAGAGCACCAUUGAUGAGCUGAAGGAGCAGGUGGAUGCUGCUCUGGGUGCUGAGGAGAUGGUGGAGAUGCUGACAGACCGGAACCUGAAUCUGGAAGAGAAAGUGCGGGAGUUGAGAGAGACAGUGGGAGACUUGGAAGCGAUGAAUGAGAUGAACGAUGAGCUGCAGGAGAACGCACGUGAGACAGAACUGGAGCUGCGAGAGCAGCUGGACAUGGCGGGUGCCCGAGUGCGUGAGGCCCAGAAGCGUGUGGAGGCAGCCCAGGAGACAGUUGCAGACUACCAGCAAACCAUCAAGAAGUACCGCCAGCUGACUGCCCAUCUACAGGACAUGAAUCGGGAAUUGACAAAUCAGCAGGAAGCAUCUGUGGAGCGGCAGCAGCAGCCUCCUCCAGAGACCUUUGACUUCAAAAUCAAGUUUGCUGAGACUAAGGCUCAUGCCAAGGCAAUUGAGAUGGAAUUGAGGCAGAUGGAGGUGGCUCAGGCCAAUCGGCACAUGUCCCUGCUGACAGCUUUCAUGCCUGACAGCUUCCUUCGGCCAGGUGGGGACCACGACUGUGUCCUGGUGCUGCUGCUCAUGCCUCGUCUCAUUUGCAAGGCAGAGCUGAUCCGGAAGCAGGCCCAGGAAAAGUUUGAACUAAGUGAGAACUGUUCAGAGCGGCCUGGACUGCGAGGAGCUGCUGGAGAGCAGCUUAGCUUUGCUGCUGGGCUGGUAUACUCCCUGAGUCUGCUGCAGGCCACCCUCCACCGCUACGAGCAUGCCCUCUCUCAAUGCAAUGUGGAUGUGUAUAAAAAAGUGGGCAGCCUCUACCCUGAGAUGAGUGCCCAUGAACGCUCCUUGGAUUUCCUCAUUGAACUGCUGCACAAGGAUCAGCUAGAUGAGACUGUCAACGUGGAGCCUCUCACCAAGGCCAUUAAGUACUACCAGCAUCUGUACAGCAUCCACCUUGCCGAACAGCCUGAGGACAGUACCAUGCAGCUGGCGGAUCACAUUAAGUUCACCCAGAGCGCCCUAGACUGCAUGAGCGUGGAGGUAGGACGGCUGCGUGCCUUCUUGCAGGGUGGGCAGGAGGCUACAGAUAUUGCCCUCCUGCUCCGGGACCUGGAAACAUCAUGCAGUGAUAUCCGCCAGUUCUGCAAGAAGAUCCGAAGGCGAAUGCCAGGGACAGAUGCUCCUGGGAUCCCAGCUGCACUGGCCUUUGGACCACAGGUAUCUGACACACUCCUAGACUGCAGGAAACACUUGACUUGGGUAGUGGCUGUGCUACAGGAGGUGGCAGCUGCUGCUGCUCAGCUCAUUGCCCCGUUGGCAGAGAACGAGGGACUGCCCGUGGCUGCCUUGGAGGAGCUGGCUUUCAAAGCAAGCGAGCAGAUCUACGGGACCCCUUCCAGCAGCCCCUAUGAGUGUCUGCGCCAGUCCUGCAACAUCCUCAUCAGCACCAUGAACAAGCUGGCCACAGCCAUGCAGGAGGGAGAAUAUGAUGCAGAGCGGCCUCCCAGCAAGCCUCCCCCAGUUGAGUUGAGGGCUGCAGCCCUUCGAGCUGAAAUCACAGAUGCUGAAGGCCUUGGUUUGAAGCUUGAAGAUCGAGAGACAGUCAUCAAGGAGUUGAAGAAGUCACUCAAGAUUAAGGGGGAGGAACUGAGUGAAGCCAAUGUGCGGUUGAGCCUCCUGGAGAAGAAGCUCGACAGUGCUGCCAAGGAUGCAGACGAGCGCAUUGAGAAAGUCCAGACUCGGCUGGAAGAGACCCAGACACUGCUGCGGAAAAAGGAGAAAGAGUUUGAGGAGACAAUGGAUGCACUCCAGGCUGACAUUGAUCAGCUGGAAUCAGAGAAGGCAGAGCUAAAGCAGCGGCUGAACAGCCAGUCCAAGCGCACAAUCGAGGGACUCCGGGGGUCCCCUCCCUCAGGCAUUGCUACCUUGGUCUCUGGCAUUGCUGGUGAAGAACAGCAGCGAGGGGGCGCCCCUGGGCAGGCUCCAGGGUCCAUGCCAGGCCCGGGGCUGGUGAAGGACUCUCCACUGCUGCUUCAGCAGAUCUCUGCCAUGAGGCUGCACAUCUCUCAGCUCCAGCAUAAGAACAGCAUCCUCAAGGGAGCCCAGAUGAAGGCGUCCUUGGCAGCCCUGCCCCCUCUGCAUGUUGCAAAGUUAUCCCUCCCACCCAACGAGGGCCCGGGUGGUGAGCUAGCAGCUGGAGCACUGUAUCGUAAGACCAGCCAGCUGCUGGAGACAUUGAAUCAGCUGAGCACACACACCCACGUAGUAGACAUCACUCGCACUAGCCCUGCUGCCAAGAGCCCAUCAGCCCAGCUUAUGGAGCAAGUGGCUCAGCUUAAGUCCCUGAGUGACACCAUCGAGAAACUCAAGGAUGAGGUCCUCAAGGAGACAGUAUCUCAGCGCCCUGGAGCCACAGUACCUACCGACUUUGCUACCUUUCCUUCAACAACUUUCCUCAGGGCCAAAGAAGAGCAGCAGGACGACACAGUCUACGUGGGCAAAGUGACCUUUUCAUGUGCAGCUGGCCUUGGACAGCGACACCGGCUAGUGCUGACCCAGGAGCAGCUGCACCAGCUUCAUGGUCGCCUCAUCUCCUAAGCACUCCUCCCCCCACAGUCCCCUUCAACCCUCAUUCCCCGGUGCCAGUCUGCCCGCUGCACAGCCAUCUCAGCCAGCCUGCAGGUAGAAACAUCGGGCUAAGCUCGUCCUGCCCCAUUCAGCUGUACUCCCAUUCUGUCAGUCCCCUGCCCCUGCUCCUGCCCCUGCCCUGUGUCUCCUCAUUCCCAUGCCUGACCUCUGCCAUAAUUUGCUGUUCAGCUGCUCCCUCCUUCCUGAGGGGCCUCAGGGCAUGUGGGGGGUAGGCUGAGACCCCACCACCAAAGGUUGAGUGAGGUCUCCCUGAUUGAGGACUUCACCCUUUGAUUAAAGCAACUUCUGCUUCAGUG
Nycticebus coucang (slow loris) is the source of this 6510-nucleotide messenger RNA. RefSeq names its product dynactin subunit 1 (gene DCTN1). Lineage: Eukaryota; Metazoa; Chordata; Mammalia; Primates; Lorisidae. The transcript has 26 exons. The record is from RefSeq and is a predicted model, not a curated record. Gene Ontology annotation, biological process: establishment of mitotic spindle orientation; nuclear migration. Gene Ontology annotation, cellular component: axon; spindle pole; kinetochore. Bases 3110 to 6163 code for a protein of 1017 amino acids.